AUGGGCGGAAAUUUCGAUCUCUGGCAUGAGGUGGGUGAAAGAAAGUACAUAGAGCAACAAACUAAACCAGAUAUUGUGACGUCGACAACGGAAGUCAUUCGAAAAAUUCAACAGAGGAUAGCAGCAGCCCAAAGUCGACAAAAGUGCUAUGCUGACAAACGAAGAAGAUCAUUAGAGUUCCAAGUCGGAGAAAAAGUAUUUCUAUGGAUAACACCAAUGAAAGGUGUUAUGAGAUUUGGAAAAAAAGGAAAGUUGAAUCCAAGUCACGUGCUGCAACAUGAAGUUAUCCAGGUUGACAAAGACCUUACCUAUGAGGAAAAACCUGUCCAAAUCUUGGAUCGAAAGAAUAAGGUCUUAAGAAAUAAAGAAGUACCUUUGGUCAAGGUAUUGUGGAGAAGCCAGACAAUAGAAGAGGCUAUGUGGGAGCGUGAAGAUGAGAUGAAAGCUAAAUAUUCCAAUUUACUCUAG
Messenger RNA from Humulus lupulus (European hop), 468 nucleotides. RefSeq lists its product as uncharacterized. NCBI's taxonomy places the organism in Eukaryota, Viridiplantae, Streptophyta, Magnoliopsida, Rosales, Cannabaceae. The transcript is spliced from 2 exons. The record is from RefSeq and is a predicted model, not a curated record. Bases 1 to 468 code for a protein of 155 amino acids.